This is a messenger RNA of Calidris pugnax (ruff), 12385 nucleotides long. RefSeq names its product Ral GTPase activating protein, alpha subunit 1 (catalytic) (gene RALGAPA1). NCBI's taxonomy places the organism in Eukaryota, Metazoa, Chordata, Aves, Charadriiformes, Scolopacidae. Gene Ontology annotation, molecular function: GTPase activator activity. The record is from RefSeq and is a predicted model, not a curated record. Bases 256 to 7899 code for a protein of 2547 amino acids. Gene Ontology annotation, cellular component: nucleus; cytoplasm. The transcript has 42 exons. Gene Ontology annotation, biological process: positive regulation of GTPase activity; regulation of small GTPase mediated signal transduction.
GUCGCACCUGACGGCUGUCGUGAAGCAGCGGGAGGAGAAGGAGGGAAGGGGGAGUCUAGGCCCGGCCCGGCCCGGCCUCCCCCCGGGCCCACGGGGAGUUGGCUCCGCGCCGCGUCCCUCCACCCCCGCCGCAUCGCAGCCGGAGCCAGGAGGAGGCGGCGCUGCCGCCGCUGGCUAUGUAGGGGCCCCGGUGCGGGCGGAUCCGGAGGCCGCUGUCCGCCUCUGGAGCGCGGCGCCGGGGCCGGGCCCGGCGGGAUGUUCUCCAAGAAGCCGCACGGAGACGUGCGAAAAUCCACGCAGAAGGUGCUGGACACCCGCAAGGACCCGCUUACCCGCCUCAAGCACCUGCGCGUCCUCAUCGAGAAUGCAGAAUCAAUUGAUCUCAAACAGUUUUUCGACCUACAUUUCUCACAUAUAUAUUAUGUGUUCUUUGAAAACUUUGUGACUAUUGAAGUAGGCCUUAAACAAAAAGGUCACAAGUCACAGAGAGAAGAAUUAGAUUCUAUUCUUUUUAUUUUUGAGAAAAUUUUGCAACUUCUCCCAGAAAGGAUUCAUCAGAGAUGGCAAUUUCAUAGUAUUGGGUUGAUUUUAAAGAAGCUUCUUCACACUGGAAAUUCAUUAAAGAUACGACGAGAGGGUGUGCGUCUCUUUCUUUUGUGGCUGCAAGCACUUCAGAAUAACUGUAGUAAAGAACAACUAUGGAUGUUUUCUUGCUUGAUUCCUGGAUUUUCAUCACCACAGUCUGAAUAUGGCCCACGAACACUAGAUAAUCUCAUUAACCCUCCACUUAAUGUUCAAGAAACUCAAGUGACUAUAGAGGAAAUCACUCCCCUUGUUCCUCCACAAUCAGGAGAUAAAGGACAAGAAGAUUUAACAAGCUAUUUCUUAGAAGCACUUUUGAAAUACAUAGUAAUUCAGGUUAAAAGUUUAGAAUGGAAGAACAAGGAAAACCAGGAAAAGGGAUUUUCAUUUUUGUUCUCAAAUUUUAAGAAGUACUACUUACCUUCCAUUUUCCCAAACAUCUGUAAGGAGACCAGCUUGUAUAACCCUAUACUUGAUAUACCACAAAUGAGACCAAAGCCACACUAUGUAAUGGUUAAGAAAGAUGCUGAAACCAAUGAGGCAAUAUAUUGCACAAAGGAACCUUUUAUUAAGGCUCGUGUUAUUGUCAUUCGAUGGUUGGUGUCUUUCUGGCUUGAGCCAAAACCUCAUACAGGACCUCAUAUUCCUGGGAUGGAAGGUGAAAAUGUGCCAAAGAAUAUUCAGAGAGCAGCUGCUAGCAUGGCUUCAAGGGAGGACAGCAAAAAUGACAGUGCUGAUAAGCAGGAUAGAAAUGUAGAGCCAGAACAAUCUCAUUCCAAUACAAGUACUCUAACAGAAAGAGAACCAAGUUCUUCCAGCCUCUGCAGUAUUGAUGAAGAACAUUUAACCGAUAUUGAAAUUGUCCGGAAAGUCUUUUCUUCUAAAAGAAGCAAUGUUAAUUUUUUAACUGAGAUUUUCCGUCAGGCAUUUCUGUUGCCAAUAUGUGAAGCAGCUGCCAUGAGGAAAGUGGUAAAGGUGUAUCAAGAAUGGAUUCAGCAAGAAGACAAGCCUUUAUUUAUGAAAGAACCUGAAGAAGUAAUGCAGUGCACAACUGCAGAUUGCGAUGAAAGUGUUGUUGACCACAAUUCAUCAGAGAAAGCAAAAGAAAGAGAAGAGGAAAAAGGGAUGAACUCCAGCCAUGUUAGAAAUUCAAACUGGGGAAGAAAUGGCUGUUAUGAGGACACUUUGCAUAAAAUGUCUGAAAUUGAUACUGAAGAGCAAAAUGUACGAGCUGGAGUGCAGUCAGUAUUGCAGGUUUUUAUAAUAAAUUCUUCAAAUAUAUUCUUCCUCGAACCUGCAAAUGAAAUUAAAGCUCUGCUGGAUGAACACACUGAUAUGUGUAAACGCAUUCUUAAUAUCUACCGUCACAUGGUAGUCCAAGUGACUAUGGACAAGAAGACAUGGGAACAGAUGCUACUUGUGCUGCUCAGGGUUACUGAAUCUGUGCUGAAAAUACCACCCCAAACUUUCUUGCAGUAUCAAGGAAGAAAGAACUUCACUUUAGCUGGAAGACUUGCAGGACCUCUUUUCCAGACUCUUAUAGUAGCUUGGAUCAAAGCGAACCUAAAUGUGUACAUCUCUCGAGAACUUUGGGAUGACUUGCUGUCUGUAAUGUCAUCUCUGACAUACUGGGAAGAGCUGGCCACUGAGUGGUCGUUGACAAUGGAGACACUAACUAAAGUAUUAGCUAGAAACCUGUAUAGCCUGGACCUCAGUGACCUGCCGUUGGAUAAAUUAAGUGAGCAGAAGCAGAAAAAGCACAAAGGCAAAGGAGUUGGACAUGAAUUCCCAAAAUCUUCCGUUGAUAAGUCCUUUUCCAGAGGCUGGAGCCGUGAUCAGCCUGGACAAGCCCCGAUGAGACAACGCAGCGCUACAACCACUGGCUCUCCAGGAACGGAAAAGGCACGAAGCAUAGUGCGGCAGAAAACAGUUGCCAUGAGAAGCCGAUCCAUUGGUGAAUGUGCUCUGCCAUCGGCCUAUAUACGCAGUGCUAAAAGUGCUCCUGUUCUGAUCCAUACUUCCAAACCCUUCUUGCCUGAUAUUGUUCUCACUCCCCUUUCUGAUGAGCUUUCAGACAUUGACGAUGCUCAAAUUCUUCCACGUCCACCUCGAGUCAGACAUUUUUCACAGAGUGAGGAUGCUCCAAGUGAAGUUUUUGGUGCAUUAAAUGAGGAACAGCCACUGCCACGAAGCAGCAGCACCUCUGACAUCCUGGAACCAUUCGCAGUUGAACGAGCCAAAGGUGCAGUUCCUGUCAUUGACAGUUCAUCCCAUCAUGCUCCAAGCUUACAGAGUUCCACUGAGACCUCUUCAAUGCAUAGAUCCACUGAAAGCCAUAUCACUGAUACAAAUAGCAGAGAGUCCUCCUUGGAAGUUGGGGAUAGUAUUUAUGACCAUCUUUGUCAUUUAAUAGGGCCGGUAGAAUUUGCAAACACAGCCUUUGAACAAAGCCAAUAUGUUGACCUUGAAGGUGAAGAUGAUCUCCUUUCCUCUCUGAGAGAAUAUCUUAAAGAAAAAGAAGAACUUUGCGGUAACUUUGAGAUAGAUAAAUGUGAGGCUUCUGCUCACGAAGUUGAUACAUCAGUAAAUAGGAAUGAUAGAUUACCACUGGAUGGAUUAGAAAAUAGAGACCAGACCGGUCAAUGCACGAAUAGCGUCACUGUUACAGAAAGAGCUGAUAACACAGAGCUGCACCUAGAACAAGACCAAAGUGGCUUUAUAAGUAAUGUUGCACCUACUCAAGUAGACCUUUUUACAAGAAAUCAAGCGCUUGAUAAAGCCAGACAGUUAAAUACUAAUAAACAAUAUGAAAGCGUGUUCGAUCAUGGGUCAAGUAGUCCUAGCAGCAAAGAAGGGAAGAGAUACCUGUACAGGCAAGCUGCCACUGAAGCUGAUGUAGAUUUAGCUGCGGAAGCAGCAGUAGCCGAAAAGCAUAAAAAUGCCCAGUUUAAUGAAAAAGUAACCAACUCACGUGUUAUGCAUGCAAAGAAAAUUCUUCCUAAAGCACAAGUUAACCCUCAAAUGCCUCACAUGGUAGGCACAAGCAAACUGUCACCAACUAAAAGGAGCAUAUCCGAAACUGUAACUCAUAGGGCCAAAAUCAUGAAAAUAACAACUAAAAAAAGAAAUAGCGUUCAUGUUACUUUUAGGCCAUCUACAGAAUCAGUUCAAUUUUACAAUCCUCUUGAGAGCAAAGAGGCCGCUUGGAAAACAAGACUUCGUAAACUGGGUGGCUUCAGUAGUAGCGGUAGUGGUAGCAGCAGUACCGGUGCAAGCACCAGCUCAUCGGCUGUCACGGAACUGGUUAGACCUGGAAUAUAUAGACCUCUAGAUGCAAUCAAUGCUGCUUCAGCUGGCAGCAAGCAAAUUAAGGAAUCUACAGAAGCUCAAGCAGCCAUGUUGCAAAAAGAAGGUGUUGCGGUUAAUCAGUUCCAUAAUCGUAGUGCCUUUAGAGGAGCAGGUCAGGAGUCAGCGCAACAGCAGGGCUCCCUGGGUGGUGUUUAUAAAACUGUUGUACAUGCUCUUUCGAAGCCGAAGGCAAAUGUUUCCCCACAGAGGCAGAACAGAAUGCCAGCAGAGGCUCCACUGAGGGAUCUGUACAGUCAUGUAAUGGGCUAUUUUGGAAGGAAAGCUGCAGCUAAUAGAGAGGACAUGAGUCAAAAGCUGCACCCUAUUGAUAGUGAUAUUGGCAGUAGCAAUACAAAUGUUCCUGACCUCAUGGAUGAAUUUAUAGCUGAGAGACUCCGCAGUGGUAGUGCGCUGAAUGUGACAAGAAGAGGAAGCAGUCCCGGCAGCCUGGAAGUCCCUAAAGACCUUCCUGAUAUAUUGAACAAACAGAACCAGAUGCGUCCUAUAGACGACCCGGGUGUGCCUUCCGAAUGGACGUCACCCGCCAGCGCGGGCAGCAGCGACCUCAUCAGUUCCGACAGCCACUCCGACUCCUUCAGCGCCUUCCAGUAUGACGGCCGCAAGUUUGAAAAUUUCAGCUUUGGCACUGAGGCAGGGACACCAGCUUCCGCUGACGUUGAUGCAAUUUCAGGACAGCAACAGAGUGCCGAGGAGCAAGAAGUAGCCAGUCUAACUACACUCCACAUAGAUUCAGAAACAAGUAGUCUCAAUCAGCAACCAUUGUCUGCUGAAGCUGCAACUAUUACUGGCUCUGAAAGUGCUUCUCCAAUCCAAUCUGCUCUUGGAUCCCGAUCACAGACACCCUCUCCUGCCACUCUUCAUGCAGAUCAUAUUGAGCAGAAGGAUCUGCAGCUGGAUGAGAAGCUCCACCACUCUGUUUUACAGACGCCAGAUGACCUAGAAACCAGUGAAUUCCCCUCAGAAUGUUGCAGCGUGAUGGCUGGGGGAACACUUACAGGAUGGCAUGCAGAUGUUGCUACUGUCAUGUGGAGGCGAAUGCUAGGAAUUUUGGGAGAUGUUAACAGCAUCAUGGAUCCAGAGAUUCAUGCCCAGGUUUUUGAUUACCUGUGCGAAUUGUGGCAGAAUCUGGCCAAGAUAAGAGACAAUCUUGGUAUUUCAACAGAUAACCUAACUUCACCAUCUCCACCAGUUUUGAUUCCACCACUGAGAAUUUUAACACCAUGGCUCUUCAAGGCAACAAUGCUGACUGAUAAAUACAAACAAGGAAAGCUACAUGCUUAUAAACUCAUUUGUAAGACAAUGAAGCGAAGACAAGAUGUUUCUCCAAACAGGGAUUUUUUAACACAUUUCUACAAUAUAAUGCACUGUGGACUUCUUCAUGUUGAUCAGGAUAUUGUCAAUACAAUCAUCAAGCACUGCUCUCCUCAGUUCUUCUCACUUGGUUUGCCUGGUGCCACCAUGCUUAUUAUGGAUUUCAUUGUAGCAGCAGGACGGGUAGCUGCUUCUUCCUUCCUCAAUGCACCAAGAGUUGAAGCACAAGUUCUUUUAGGAUCUCUAGUCUGUUUUCCCAACUUAUAUCAUGAACUACCAGCUCUUCACCCAAACAUUCCUGACAUUGCUGUGUCUCAGUUUACGGAUGUUAAAGAACUCAUAAUUAAAACUGUGUUAAGUUCAGCAAGAGAGGAGCCAUCUGGUCCUGCACGAUGUGUUGCUCUUUGCAGUCUUGGUAUUUGGAUCUGUGAGGAGUUAGUUCAUGAAUCACAUCAUCCUCAGAUCAAGGAAGCAUUGAAUGUGAUUUGUGUUUCCCUAAAGUUUCCAAAUAAAACAGUAGCCCAAGUUGCCUGCAGUAUGCUGAACAUGCUGAUACAUUAUGUACAGAGACUUCAAAUGUAUCAAGCUGAUUCACCUUUAAGAAUUAUUCAAAUUCUGAUAGCAACUAUUACCCAUCUGCUACCCAGUACGGAAGCUUCCUCUUAUGAACAGGACAAGAGGUUGGUGGUUUCUUUACUUCUGUGCUUAUUGGAUUGGAUAAUGGCCUUACCAUUAAAGACCUUGCUGCAGCCUCUUCACACUACAGGAGCAGAAAAUGAUAAGACUGAAAGAUCUGUUCUUAAUUGUAUAUAUAAGGUUCUGCAUGGAUGUGUCUAUGGAUCUCAGUGUUUUAGCAACCCUAAAUAUUUUCCUCUAAGCCUUUCUGAUUUGGCAUGUGUGGAUUACGAUCCUUUUAUGCAUUUAGAAAGCUUGAAGGAACCAGAACCACUGCAUUCUCCAGACUCGGAGCGCUCUUCUAAACUUCAGCCAGUCACUGAAGUGAAAACUCACAUGCAACAAGGAUUAAUUUCUGUUGCUGCUCGUACUGUGAUAACGCACCUCGUCAACCACUUAGGCCACUAUCCUAUGAGUGGAGGUCCUGCUAUGCUGACCAGUCAAGUGUGUGAAAACAACGACAAUCCAUACAGUGAAAGUCCUGAACUUUCUCCUGAACUUUUUGAGAACCCAAACCUUCAGUUCUUUGUGUUAAACAAUACUUCCCUAGUGUCUUGCAUACAAAUCCAAGCAGAAGAUGACAUGCCUGGGGGAGGACUGUCUGCUGGACUUGCAUCUGCUAAUUCAAAUGUUAGAAUUAUAGUGCGUGAUCUAUCUGGCAAAUACUCGUGGGAUUCAGCCAUUUUGUAUGGACCAUCAUCUUUAUGUGGAUCUUCACAACAGACUUCUUUUGCACUUUCAUUAUCUCAGCAAGAUAAACCAGAAGAUGUUUUUUCAUCCUUUGAGCACGUGGAGGAUGUGUCUGCAAGGGAUGGAAUUACACUCCAAGUAAAGAGGAAAUUUAGAGACACUGUACCAACAUGGGAUACCAUUAGGGAUGAAGAAGAUGCCCUCGAUGAGCUCCUGCAGUAUUUAGGUGUUACAAGCCCUGAAUGCUUACAGAGAACUGGUGUCUCACUCAACAUUCCUGCUCCUCAACCAGUCUGCAUCUCAGAGAAGCAGGAGAACGAUGUCAUCAAUGCAAUUCUGAAACAGCACACGGAAGAGAGGGAGUUUGUUGAAAAGCAUUUCAAUGAUUUAAAUAUGAGGGCUAUGGAGCAGGACGAGCCAACCUCACAAAAGCCCCAGUCAGCAUUUUACUACUGCAGAUUACUUCUCAGUAUACUGGGAAUGAAUUCUUGGGAUAAAAGAAGGAGCUUUCAUCUCCUGAAGAAAAAUGAGAAGUUACUUCGAGAACUCAGAAAUUUGGACUCAAGACAAUGCCGAGAGACACACAAGAUCGCAGUGUUUUAUGUUGCUGAGGGACAAGAAGAUAAACACUCCAUUCUUACUAAUACUGGAGGAAGUCAAGCCUAUGAGGAUUUUGUAGCCGGACUUGGCUGGGAGGUAAAUCUCACAAACCAUUGUGGCUUUAUGGGAGGACUGCAAAAAAACAAAAGCACUGGAUUGACUACUCCAUAUUUUGCUACCUCGACAGUAGAAGUGAUGUUCCAUGUGUCAACAAGAAUGCCUUCUGAUUCAGAUGACUCUCUAACAAAAAAGCUAAGACAUUUAGGAAAUGAUGAAGUACACAUUGUCUGGUCAGAGCAUACUCGAGAUUAUAGAAGAGGAAUAAUUCCAACAGAAUUUGGUGAUGUUCUUAUAGUUAUCUAUCCCAUGAAAAACCAUAUGUUCAGUAUCCAGAUCAUGAAAAAGCCUGAGGUUCCAUUUUUUGGUCCACUCUUUGAUGGUGCUAUUGUGAAUGGAAAAAUUCUUCCUAUUAUGGUUCGUGCAACAGCUAUAAAUGCAAGCCGUGCAUUGAAAUCAUUAAUCCCAUUAUACCAAAACUUUUACGAGGAGAGAGCACGAUACCUGCAAACAAUUGUUCAACAUCAUCUAGAGCCUACAACUUUUGAGGAUUUUGCUGCUCAGGUUUUCUGUCCAGCACCUUACCACCAUUUGCCCUCAGAGACAGAUCAUUAAAUAUCAGUUCUGUUUAUCUGAAGCAUGAACAAGUAGUACUGGAUGGCAGUGGUGUGUUUUGUACCCUGUACUGUCUUUCAUUGAUGUUGUAAGACAUUCUGCAGUGAUAACGUAGGAGAGAAGGAGAAGAAGAAUGUGUAACACUUGAAAUUCCUUGUUCAGAAACCUUUAUUUAAUGCCGAACAAAUAAAAAUGCUUCUGUGGAAGAGCUGUAAAUCUAAAUAAAAUAAAUUUUGUAAGAAUAAAUUAAUUUGGCAAGUGGAUAUCUCAAAAUUUGUUUCUUAAUUGCAAAAGUAUGCAGAAAUACAUUUAAAAUUAUGGAAGAGUUGUGAUAGGACUACAGAAAGAAUGACUUUAAAAUGUUAAAACAUUGAGACUCCUUUGCUUAUAAACCAUAAGUAGAAAUAAGAUGCAGUUUCAAAGUAUAAGUGGCAUAGUUAUGCUCGUGCAAAUAGUCAAGACCAAAGAGAAACUAAAUUAGAAGUGUAAGUAAUCUAAAACUAAUUAAAUCAAUAUAAAAAAAUAGUAACAGAAUUUAAUGUAUUAAAACAUUUGAAUAGGGAAAAAUCUGUAACUAGAAACAUUAAAAACAAUAACCAGGGGUACGGGUCCUUGCCACAUUUCCUUCCUAAUGCGCACAGCAAGUAUUUGCCACCAGACACUGAUGUAUGGCUAGCGUAUAUUAUGUGUUCUAGUGCACUUGUAUCAGUUCUGCCUCCUCACUUUCAGAAGUCUCAUUCCAGGCCCUCUUCCUCUAGUUCAUUCUUUCGGGGUGAAGCAAAGCUGCUUUUCUGUACUAGUUUGGUGUGUUGGAGAACACUGCUCUACAGUGGCAAUUCCUGUAUUCCUUUAAAAGUGGUCCUAGUCUUUCUUUGUGUUCUCUAGCAUGACUUGGGAAAAAAAUUAUGACUUUUAGAAACUUGAUUUUAGACUUAAGCCUUCUAUCAAAUGGAAUAACUUUCUGCGGGGAUCUCAUUGGCAGGAGCUUGUGAUGUAUUUCACACCUGCGUGUGUGCGCGUGUGUGUUUGCGUACCGUGAAACGUGAUGUCCUGUCCUGAGGGCCACAUUCUGCUGACCCUGUGCUGUGUGCUGGAACCGGCCAACACAUCAGUGUCGGGAGCAGCCAGGAGCUUCCUAGGGUGGACAUGCAGCACAGUGCGACCCAGCGUCGGAGUCCAACGAACUGUCCCCAGACCUGCCUGAUUCUGAGCUUUCAUUUCAGCCCAGGGAUGUCCUGGCAGUCCUGCCUGCACCCUGGGGGCUGACCCCUCUUCCAUCUGGGGCUCUGAUACUCAGCAGCAGUGCAGUGCCUGGAGUAGCACCACACCAUGUGCCUCCAAGCUGACUCUGGGGCACACAAAUUCUAAAGCCCAAGGCAGGUAUAAGUUAACACUGCCAUCAUCUACCAAAAAGUUACCCCAGGGCUUGGGGUUAGCCUGGAAACCAAUGGUUUCCAGUCCUAGCAAAGGCAGACCUGUUAGCGAGGUGGCUACAGAUGACCCAGAACUUUGAUGGACCAUGAUCCUAGGAAAGAGGCCACCAGGUAGACUAUUAAAAAAGACUACAUACCUCUGUGAUUCCAGAGGUCCCUACAACAGGUGUAUUUUUUUGAAAGAUAAGCGAAGAGCUCUGAACUGUGCCAGGACUGUACAUAGGAGUGACACUGGAGUCCUGCCUGGGAAACCACACACAUUUGUCACCCCCAAGAUGACUCAGACAAAACCUUGCAGGCUCCCUGCCAGACCUUUCCAUGUCAUCUGAAAAUUUCUGAUCAUCUUCUAAAAAUACAUCACAGUUCUUUUUUUUUUUUUUAAAUACAAAAUAUUUCAUUUGUGUUCUUUUUAAUGAAAAAUAACUUAUCAGAAGAGAGUAGAAAAGUUUUCCACAUUUUGGAUAUUCUAGACUUGAUUCCUUAAUUGGGUCGUGAUCUCCAAGAUUACAAUUUUUGUGUAUGUUUAAUUUUAUAAGGUACUGUAUACAAUCUCCUCUUCUAAGGAAGAUGUAUAGAACUGGUGAAGCCCAUCACCAGGUGUUGUAAUGUUUUAUUGUUGUUAUGAUCCCGUUGGCUGGUUUCAGCAUGCCAUCUUUUCCCUUUGAGCUAUGAUAAUCAGAGCAAAUAGAGAACAUGCCAUUGGGUAACAAACUCUGUUUCCUCAGACUGACUUAUUUUAUCAAAGGCUCAGCCCUCAGCAAAAGCUGUUUCCUUCCUUAGAGUGGUUGCUCUUCAAUACAGUGUGAUUGUGGCUGCUGCUGUUUUAUCUAGAUAAAACAGUCUGACCUGUCAAAAUAUCUGACAAGUCCUCUUUCCCAUGUGUAGGAACCUGAUUAGUGUAGUGGAUGUGUACAUUUACAAAAAAUUGAGAUUUACCUGCACUUAAUCACAGAAUAUAAUUCAGUCGCCUCUAUUUUUUACUUUGCGCUGACGUUGGUUAAACAGAGUAACUCCUGCUGGAUGGCUAUUGAGUACACCAGAUUUCUGUGACACCAGAAUAGGUUGAGGGAACUGUCAAUGGUAAGCUCAAUGAUAUUGAAGGGCUUAUUGACCCCGUGAUGCUAAGAUUCUGAGCUUUAAAUUGUACUGAUAUCUUGGGUUUGGUUUUUCUCUACUUUAUUUUUUUCUCUCUUCCUACUGAAACUAGUACCUCGAUAUAGUAAACCUUAUGAAGAUGAGGCCUCUCAACCCUAGUCAUAGUAUUUCCCAGUUUUUGACAUUUUCUAGUUUUUGAAUGUUUGACUUUAUAAAUUUAUUGUCUUGUGACAAAGUUUUCCUUUUGUAAUUCCUUCCAUUUUUAUUUUAAGGCAUCGGGCAAAAGAUAAAAAUUCUGUAAUACAGAUUUAACAGCCAUGUGAUUCCUGAGCAAAACUGUAACCUCUAGAUGCACCACCUGCUCCUGCAGACUGAGACAGGGCAGUGAUUGGUAGUAAUGGUAAACUGUGUUAUCUCUGUCUGAAUCUCCACUGGUGGAAAGAUUGGGAGUUUUGCCAGUGGGUUUCACAGAUAUUAGAUGACAGGGAGGAGCAGGUUUACUCAGGAUGUUUCUGGCCAGGCUCUGAAGAGCAUUCGUCACUGGACACGGACUCUGCCACUCUUCUGCCAUGAACUUAAUCUUUUUUGCUGUGUUCUUUCUCAUGGCUGGCUCUUGUUUCUUUGUCUCCUACCUAGUUCCAGUCUCACAAGUCUUUAGGCCACUCACCAUCUCUUCCUCACCUUCUCAUCCUGCUUUGCAGCUGCUUUUGCAGUCUUUCUCUCUGCAUCCGCUUCUCGUUUCAUUUCCUCAUUUCCUAAAAUUAGUGAAAGACUUAAUUCCUUGACUCUAGCAAAGCUCUGCUGAGCACGAUGGACAGCUCGGCUGGAUUUGGACUGGGGUUCAUAAGAGUUGCAAAGGGCACAAGCUGUACAAAAACAAUUGCCCUCUUUCCUGGAGGUCAGGCGGGGAGGCUGAAGUACCUUAAAAGGCCAUCAAAAUUUACCUACAUGCAAGUGUCAUUCUGAGAGAUGGCACUUGAGAAAAUGUUGAUCCAGACAACAAGGUGUGACAAAGCUGGAGGUACUGAGAGUGGCCAUACUGUGUGGCACCCUGUCUGAACAUCAGCACCCCCUCAGGCUUCUGCUCGGCCCAAUUUUUCACCUCUUUGAAAGUCAGAACUGACGAACGAGAUGAGUCAUGUCAACACAUGUGUUACAGUUCCUCCAGGUUCCUCCACCUCACCUCACUUCUAACUCAGUCUGUGUGCAGUUAGGAUUCCUUUUUACAUUUAAAUAGUUAAUUUCUGAGCCAAAUAACCAACAUACUAUUAUUAGACGAUCCUAAAAUUUUCAAAUUUCAAACGGAGUGUGAAAAUGUCGCAUUUCAACUUUGUUGAUCCACCUCCUUGUUCAGAAGCAAUUGAAACGGCUCUACAUUAUGGCCCAAAAUAUCAUAGCUCAUCAGGCUAUGAUAUUUGUCACUUGUCAAGCCUAAGAGAUGAAAAAUAUGGAUCACUUCCUGACAUUUUUCAACCUCUUAAAAAUCCUAACACAUCUAUUUUGUUUAUUUUUUAGAACUUUCUGGUUGUAGGUCAAUUGUCAAUAAAGCCUUCUUAUUUAAUCCAAUUCUUGUAUUUUGGAUGACUAAAUAUUUCAGUGUGUAGAGAGAUAAAGAUAAUAACAGUUUACACUGAAAAUUUUAAAAUUGUGAAGGGUAAAACCUGCAAAAUUUCUAUAUACCACAUUUAGUAUCCACAUGUAUGUGUGUGCGUAUGUGUGUAUAUAUAGAUAUAUAUGCUUAUCUGAAAUCCACAGAAUUUGAGUUACUAAUCAGCCUGUUGAUUGCUGUGAGACUUUAAAUAUAUUUUAAGUGCCAUUAUUCUUCACUCUUCUGGUGUGAUAUGUUCAGAUGUGAGUAUCACUUUACAUGACUUCUGUUCUUCAGUAGCUCUAAGUCAGUUUCCUGGAAAAAAAAAAAAAAAGGAUGAGGAUUGCACGGGAAUCUGUGCUUCUGUCUG